AUGCUAGUUCUUUCUCAGCAUUUUCUCGUUCUUUCUCAGAGAGAGAGAGAGAGAGAGAGAAUUCAAUUCUUUCAAGCCCUAGAAAUUUUCAAAGAACGAAGAGAAACCUUAGCAUUUUCAGGGUCAGCGAUGGGCAGCGAGAAUCGAGCAACGACGUCGUCUUCUUCUUCGUCGAAUUCGAGCGCGUUCUCCUUCAUAUCCAAAGGUUGGCGAGAGGUUCGUGACUCGGCGGACGCGGAUAUCCAACUCAUGCGCCACCGAGCCAACUCGUUCAAGAACUUAGCGACGUCGUUCGACCGAGAGCUUGAGAAUUUUAUCAACUCGGCUUCGAAUUCGUUUUCUGUGUCGGCGAUUCGAUCGCCUCCGGCGGAGAUCGAUUUCGUGAAGAGGCUCCAGCCGAAGCUCUCGGAGUUCCGGCGGGCGUACUCGUCGCCGGAUUUCAGCAAGAAGGUUCUGGAGAAGUGGACUCCGAGGUCGCGGCUUCGGAUCGAUUUGUCGGCGAUAAGGAACGCGAUUGUGGCGGAGGUGGAGGAUGGGGAUGGAGUUGUUGAUUUCAAUAGGGUUAGGAAGAGGAACGUGGUGAGUUUCAGAGAGUUUUGGGGGGUGUGGAAGAGUGAGGUUGAAGGAGACGAAGCAGCACAGUCUAGCGAUUGGGAGCCAAUUCGUGUGUUGAAGACGAGACUCAGAGAGUUCGAGAAGCGAAGCUCUUCGGCCGAGAUUUUCGGUGGGUUGAAGAACAGUGAGUUUGUGGAGAAAUUGAAGUCAAGCUUGAAAGCAAUGUGCAAGGAGUCUCAGGAAUCAAAGGAGGUUCCACCACUUGAUGUGCCAGAACUUUUGGCAUAUUUUGUAAGGCAAUCUGGUCCAUUUUUGGAUCAACUUGGUGUUAAAAAAGAUAUAUGCGAUAAGAUAGUGGAAAGCUUGUGUAGCAAACGCAAGAACCAACUUUUACGGCACUCUUCAUCUGCUGGGGAAUCCUCUGUUAUAGGGAAUGAUAACAUUAAUGAUGAAUUGGAUUUGAGGAUAGCCAGUGUCCUCCAAAGUACAGGUCAUUGUUAUGAGGGUGGAUUUUGGACCGACCAUGCAAAGCAUGACCCAUCCAAUGGGAAAAGGCAUGUUGCCAUUGUCACAACUGCUAGUCUUCCUUGGAUGACAGGAACAGCUGUAAAUCCACUGUUUCGAGCUGCAUAUCUAGCGCAGUCUGCAAAACAAAAUGUUACCCUACUGGUUCCAUGGCUUUGUAGAUCAGAUCAAGAAAUAGUUUAUCCAAACAGUCUCACUUUUAGCUCACCAGAAGAGCAGGAAACUUAUAUACGUAACUGGCUCGAGGAAAGGAUUGGCUUUAAGGCUGAUUUUAAGAUUUCUUUUUAUCCUGGCAAGUUUUCAAAAGAAAGGAGAAGCAUAAUACCUGCCGGAGAUACUUCUCAGUUUAUCCCGUCCAAGGAUGCUGACAUUGCUAUCCUAGAAGAGCCAGAGCACCUGAAUUGGUACCAUCACGGUAAGCGUUGGACUGAUAAAUUUAACCAUGUUGUGGGCGUUGUCCACACAAAUUACUUGGAAUAUAUUAAGAGGGAGAAGAAUGGGGCCAUCCAAGCAUUCCUCGUAAAGCACAUAAACAAUUGGGUUACAAGAGCAUAUUGCCACAAGGUUCUUCGUCUUUCUGCUGCUACUCAGAAUUUACCAAAGUCUGUGAUUUGCAAUGUUCAUGGUGUGAAUCCUAAAUUUUUGAAAAUUGGAGAAAAGGUUGCUGCAGAAAGGGAACUUGGGCAGCAAGCCUUUUCAAAAGGAGCAUAUUUCUUAGGCAAGAUGGUCUGGGCAAAGGGAUAUAGGGAGUUGAUAGAUCUCUUAGCAAAGCACAAGAAUGAUCUUGAUGGCUUCAAGUUGGACGUGUAUGGGAAUGGAGAGGAUGCCCAUGAAGUUCAGAGUACAGCUAAGAGGUUGGAUCUGAAUCUCAAUUUUCUAAGAGGAAGAGACCAUGCAGAUGACUCUCUUCACGGGUACAAAGUCUUCAUAAAUCCUAGUAUUAGCGAUGUGCUCUGCACAGCUACUGCUGAGGCACUUGCAAUGGGAAAAUUUGUAGUAUGUGCGGAACACCCAUCAAAUGAAUUCUUUAGGUCAUUUCCCAACUGUUUGACUUACACAACAUCUGAGGACUUCAUUGCCAGAGUGAAAGAAGCACUAGAAAGUGAACCUCAACCUCUUACUCCUGAGGAAAGAUAUAACCUUUCAUGGGAAGCUGCCACCCAGAGAUUUAUUGAGUAUUCUGAGCUUAACAAAGUCUUGAAUAACACUGAAGAUGGUGCAAAAUUCAGCAGAAAUAAUAGAAAGAUCGUUAAGAAAUCAGUUUCAUUACCUAGUUUGAGUCAGAUAUUUGAUGGAGGGUUGGCAUUUGCCCAUUACUGUCUCACCGGGAAUGAAUUUCUUAGAAUUUGUACUGGGGCGAUCCCUGGCACACGUGACUAUGACAAGCAGCAUUGCAAAGACCUUAACCUUUUGCCUCCACAGGUAGAAAAUCCCAUCUAUGGUUGGUAAGCAGAUCAACCCAUCUGUAAGAGCGAUUCCUUGUGUAUAAUCCUUACAUUUCAUAUCUAGGAGCCUGCUUUGUUUAAUUAGUCUAAGUUUUCCUUGAUGAUGUAACCAUUUCUGUAGCACAUAUAGUUAGAUAAAUCCAAGUUUUGCAGUUUUCUCAUGUCAAUAUAGAAGACUAAUGGAAAUAGUGUAUAAACAGUUUGUAAUGAAAAAGAACUAUGCUCUGUUAGGGAAGUUGCAAUAAUGAAGAUUUUAGCUCAAGCCUGAAAAGGCUCGUUUAAUCCCUAA
Messenger RNA from Quercus robur (English oak), 2814 nucleotides. Its product is annotated as digalactosyldiacylglycerol synthase 1, chloroplastic. Lineage: Eukaryota; Viridiplantae; Streptophyta; Magnoliopsida; Fagales; Fagaceae. The coding region runs from base 1 to 2529 and encodes 842 amino acids. Gene Ontology annotation, molecular function: digalactosyldiacylglycerol synthase activity. Gene Ontology annotation, biological process: galactolipid biosynthetic process. The record is from RefSeq and is a predicted model, not a curated record. The transcript has 7 exons. Gene Ontology annotation, cellular component: chloroplast outer membrane.